Messenger RNA from Bursaphelenchus xylophilus (pine wood nematode), 2120 nucleotides. NCBI's taxonomy places the organism in Eukaryota, Metazoa, Nematoda, Chromadorea, Rhabditida, Aphelenchoididae. The record is from the annotation of a GenBank genome assembly.
AUGUCUUUUGAAAGCCUUCUACUUGACUGUCAGCGAAAGCUCUUGCAAGAUUUGAGAAAAUUGAGUACCGAAGAGCUGACUAAAAUGGCUAAUUCUCCAUUUCUCCUUGAUAUUUGGAUCAAAAAAGAGGAAAAAGUGAGUUUUUAUGUAAAAUACGAUGAUAAAUUGUUGGACAUUCAACCUAAUUUUUAUAAAAAAAUUAAUGAUAAUUUUAAGGUGACUUCUUUCCUAAAAAGCGUGGAUUCCCAUCGAAAAGUGACUGAAAAUUACAGGGAGAUCAAUAGAAAGUUGAAGAAUCAAAUUGCCACCAAACACGACGCUCUGAGGGAUAAGAGAAUCAGUGUGAAGAAGCUGAAAAACAGUCUGGAAAGGUUGAAAAAGGAGAAGAACGAAGCCGAAGAGGCCCACUCCUUUUAUGCUUUGAUCAAUGUCCUCGAAGUUAUGGGGAGCGAAGCGGAUGAGGAGAGCGAGGUAAGCGAGUCAGAAUUUUGUCAUCAUUUUUGGCAGAGCCUGGGGCAAAAAUACGAUUAGAAAUUUUAAUGAGGUUCUUCAUAAAAUCCAUUUUUUUCCAUGCAAAAUUUAUACAGGGUGGUCCAGCUAAGUUCGCGGAUGUAAAAUGUUUAUAACUUUUUAUAGGAUUGUUCAAUUUUUAUGAGCAAUAGCUCAUUUUAUUCUCUAGUGGUUGCCAUUUUGUUUAAAAAAAAGAUCAUUAAAAAUGAUCAAUCCUGCGUCGAGUUAUGACCCUUCAAAGUCAAACAUGCUUUUUCACAUAAAUUUUUUAAAAAAUUUAAUUUUCAAAAAUUUUUGAAUUGCGGUGUCACCGCUCACUGGUACCGGGAAUUGAUGGUGAACAGAGCGAUCCCAGCUAUGCAAAAUUGGCCCAAUUUUGCCAGUCUUGUUUUUCAACAAGACGGCGCGCCACCUCAUUUUGCCGUCAACUCCUUGACCAGGUUUUUUCCCGGUCGUUGGAUGGGCCGGGGAUCUGCGCGGCAACCAGCUCCAAUUGCUUGGCCCCCGCGUUCACCUGAUCUAACUCCGCUAGAUUUCUCCAUUUGGGGGUUCUUAAAACAGCGGAUUUUCAUCAUGGAUUGGCGCCCAAACACGUUAGAGGAAUUGAAGCGCGUAAUCGUAAUCGAAGAAGAGAUUUUGCAUAGCUGGGAUCAGAGAUUGCCACGGUCAAAAUUUUGGCUCCGGCUCCGGCUCUUAGCUCCCAGAGCCGGAGCCGAGGACAAAUUUGCAGCUCCGGCUCCCGGCUCCCAUGAAAAGUUUAAAAAGGUCUUCGGCUCCGAAUCCCGGCUCCCAUUCAAAAAAAUUUUAAAAAUAUUUUUCCAAAUAAAAAGUUAUUAGUGCCAGAGAUCACACUCCCAACGUUUUUGCAGUAUGCAUCACAUCUUUACCAGUAUUUUUUAAGCAAUUUGGUUUAACAAGAUUAUGGAAUUUUUACUUUUUUGAACGCUGAGAAGCCUGGCUCCGACUUUGGGCUCGUGAGCCGGAGCCGUACCCAAAAUUACCGGCUCCGGCUCCCGGCUCGGAGCCGGAGCCGCUCCGAGCCGGAGCCGGAGCCGCUCCGAGCCGGAGCCAAGAGCCGGCUCCGGAGCCGUGGCAAUCUCUGGCUGGGAUCGCUCUGUUCACCAUCAAUUCCCGGUACCAGCGAGCGGUGACACCGCAAUUCAAAAAUUUUUGAAAAUUAAAUUUUUUUAAAAAUUUACGUGAAAAAGCAUGUUUGACUUUGAAGGGUCAUAACUCGACGUAGGAUUGAUCAUUUUUAAUGAUCUUUUUUCUAAACAAAAUGGCAACCACUAAGGAAUAAAAUGAGCUAUUGCUCAUAAAAAUUGAACAAUCCUAUAAAAAGUUAUAAGCAUUUUACAUCCGCGAACUUAGCUGGACCACCCUGUAGAUAUAAUGGUCAAUCUUAAUGGCCAAAAAGAGGGUUUAAAAGAUUUCAUAUGUAAUUUUAUGUAUUUCAGAAGCUUCUGGACAAAUAUCUAAAGACUCCUGGAGAUAUCUCAGAGCUCACUGACAAGUAUACUGAGAUGAGAAUCAAGUCCCAUUCCGCUAAAGAAAAGCAACGAAGACUAAAAGAGAUCAUCGUUGAGAAUCGAAGAAUCCUCCAGAAAUGA